This is a messenger RNA of Nelumbo nucifera (sacred lotus), 1182 nucleotides long. Its product is annotated as transmembrane emp24 domain-containing protein p24delta3-like. The record is from RefSeq and is a predicted model, not a curated record. Lineage: Eukaryota; Viridiplantae; Streptophyta; Magnoliopsida; Proteales; Nelumbonaceae.
GGGCGGCCGCGGCUCAUAUGGGAGGGAGAGACUGAAGAGAGAAAGAACCGAUCUAGGUUCCUCUAUAGUCCUUGGCUCACAACUUCUGAAUUCGCGUUUUCUUCUUAACAUUGACCAGACGAACGAACGCUAGAGAGAGAGAGAGAGAGAAAGAAGAGAGGAGAAGAGAGAUAGCUUGUUGGGUCUGAGAUUUUAUUAGUGCGUUGCGCAAUGAUGGCAGUGCGCGUCCCGAAAAGCUUGCUUCUUGCAUGCUGGAUUAGUCUUCUUUUACCUCUGGGGCAAGCCGUAUGGUUGAGCAUUCCGAAGUCAGGAGCGAAGUGCGUCUCGGAGGAAAUCCAGAACAACAUCGUUGUCUUGGCUGAUUACACCGUCGUCUCCGAAGACGGAUCCCACCAGAUCCCUCUCAUCUCUUGCAAGGUCACAUCACCCUAUGGAAACAUUCUUCAUCACCUGGAAAAUGUCACCAACGGUCAGUUUGCAUUCACAGCAUUUGAAUCUGGGAACUACCUUGCCUGUUUUUGGAUAAAUGACCCUCACCAAGGAGCAGGGGCAAGCAUUAACCUUGAAUGGAAAACUGGAGUUGCAGCAAAAGACUGGGAAACAAUUGCGAGAAAAGAGAAGAUUGAUGGUGUGGAGGUUGAGUUUAGGAAACUUGAAGGAGCGGUGGAGGCCAUUCAUGAAAAUUUGCUCUAUUUGAAGGGCAGGGAAGCAGACAUGAGGGAACAGAGUGAAACAACCAAUGCCCGAGUUGCAUGGUUCAGUAUCAUGUCCUUGGGCGUCUGCAUAGUGGUUUCAAUUUUGCAGGUGUGGCAUUUGAAGCGUUACUUCCGAAAGAAGAAGCUUAUUUAGAUUUAAAUAUUUAAUUGUAUUCUGAUGCAAAACUCACCAAUAUUUCGAGGGAUGGAAGGUUUAGAACUGAGUUAGAACUUUUUGUAUGUUUUUUUUUUUUAUUUUUUUAUUUUAUUUUCUUAGUUUCUACCCUAGGGGGAAGUUUGUAGAAUUCUGGGUUCUGGCCUUGUUGAAUGAGGAAAAUAUGGUAUCCCAAAGCUGCUGAACAAAGUGUUUACUGAUCAUAUCUUCUACAUGUACACUCAAUUUCAUUUCAGCUCGAAAAAGUUGAAGAUAUCCCCAAGAUCAUGUAUACAUUUAUUACAUUUAGUUCCAUACUUGAAAUUCUUGUCA